Molecule: messenger RNA, 1229 nt
Organism: Brachypodium distachyon (stiff brome)
Lineage: Eukaryota; Viridiplantae; Streptophyta; Magnoliopsida; Poales; Poaceae
Product: acid phosphatase 1
Exons: 3
Coding region: 231-1028 (265 amino acids)
Source: RefSeq, a predicted model, not a curated record
CGAAACAAACAGGGCCACCCCGGCCACCGCUCAUCUGCUUUUCCACGCGAUAAUUGUUCCACCAAAAGGCGCAUAGCAGGGAUUGAUCCGGCCGGCAGCGCGAUCGAGCCAAGUUAGUGCGCCUGUGCGCCCAUGAUAAAAUCCAACGCACGUACGCUCCCGGGAAAAACCAGCGCGACUCACUUACUAACUAGCUAUACAAUUAACUCACUUAACUAGCUCCGGCAGCAAUGGUGCUUGCGGUGGCCGCCGCUCUCGAUCAGCGGCGUUUGUCGCUGCUUGUCUUCGUGAGCACGGUCUUCCUGAUCUCGGCGCCGCUCUCCGCGGCGUCGGCGCCGUGGACGUUCUGGCCGCCGGCGCCGGCGAGAGGAGACGAGGGGUGCUUAAGCUGGCGGGUGAUGGUGGAGGCCAACAACGCCAAGAACUGGCGCACAGUGCCGGCGCCCUGCAUCCCCUACGUCUACAACUACAUGUCCCCCGUCUGGGGCCAGUACGCCCGUGACGUUGCCAGCGCCGUGGACCAGAUGCUCGCCUAUGCCGGCACCGACACCGCCGCUGACAACGGGCUCGACGCGUGGGUCCUCGACGUCGACGACACCUGCCUCUCCAAUCUGCCCUACUACCAGGCCAACCACUUCGGGGCGUAUGAUCCGGCGGCGUUCAGGGCGUGGGCGAGCAAGGGGAUCUGCCCUGGGAUACCGGCCAUGGUAAAGCUGUUCUGGACGCUGAAAGGAAGGGGGUUUAAAGUGUUCUUGCUGUCCGGAAGAGCCGAGGAGACCCUGGCCGCGCCCACGGCCAGCAACCUUGCCGCCGCCGGCUUCGCGGGCUACGACCGCCUCAUCCUCAGGGGCGUGGGUCACCGGGGCGAGAGCUCGGUGGAGUUCAAGUCGGCGAUGAGGCGGCGGCUGGAGGAAGAAGAAGGGUACAGGAUCCGGGGCAACGUGGGCGACCAGUGGAGCGAUCUCCAGGGCCAUUCCACCGGCGACCGCGUCUUCAAAGUGCCCAACCCCAUGUACUUCGUCCCCUGAUGAUCCAGUGAUAUCCAUAUCCAUCCAUCAUCCUAAUUCCUAAUUAAACUCCUAAUCAUCUACUGCAUCGCUUAUUCGAGGCAUGAUGUAAUUACUGCUUGAUCGCGCAUCCAUGCAUGCGUGCUUAUCCGGACAGGGCCAGAGAAUUAACUGCAUGCCAAAUUUAAAGAAAGCAAUAUGAAGCAAGGAGUAAACAAGGUU